CCAAUAUACAACAAGGCUUUUUGAGAAACACGUGUUGAACUUUUUUCAUUGCUUUUCUUGAGUGCCAUCAUUUUCCAUAGCUUGUUGAAGAAUAUAUCGUUUGUGUUGGUUUUGUCUAAAUAUAUAUAAAUUAUGGGAAAACCAGGUUUCUCACCACGCGGCGGAGGUCGUGGACGCGGUGGUGGACGUGGUGGUGGUGGUGGUGGUGAUCGAGGCCGUGGAGGCUUUGGUGGGCGGGGUGGUGGUCGUGGUGGUGGUGGCGGUAGUUUUCGUGGUGGAGCUGGUGGACGUGGAGGAAGAGGUGGUGGAGGCCGUGGCGGUCGUGGCGGCGGUGGUGCAGGCGGCUUUAAAGGAGGUAAAACUGUUGUAAUUGAACCUCAUCGUCAUGAGGGAGUUUUCAUAGCGCGUGGAAAAGAAGAUGCUUUGGUAACACGGAACUUCGUCCCAGGAUCAGACGUUUACGGCGAGAAGCGUAUAUCAGUAGAGACUAAUGGCGAAAAAAUUGAGUACCGAGUUUGGAAUCCUUUUCGUUCAAAACUUGCAGCCGCAAUUUUAGGUGGAGUGGAUAAAAUUCACAUGCCUCCAGGCUCUAAGGUACUUUAUCUAGGCGGUGCUUCCGGUACAACAGUGUCGCAUGUAUCGGAUGUUGUAGGUCCUGAAGGUCUUGUAUAUGCCGUCGAAUUUUCACAUCGUUCGGGUCGCGAUCUAAUUAACGUCGCUAAGAAACGGACUAACAUAAUUCCUAUAAUUGAAGAUGCUCGUCAUCCUCAUAAAUAUCGUAUGCUCGUUGGAAUGGUAGAUACGAUUUUUGCGGAUGUAGCCCAACCAGACCAGGGUCGUAUAGUUGCUUUAAAUGCUCAACAUUUUCUUAAGAAUGGUGGACAUUUUGUUAUAUCUAUUAAAGCUUCUUGUAUUGACUCAACUGCGCAACCCGAAGCUGUGUUUGCAGCAGAGGUGAAGAAAAUGCAAGCCGAUAAAUUGAAACCGCAGGAGCAAAUUACGCUAGAGCCGUAUGAACGCGAUCACGCUGUUGUAGUCGGUGUUUAUAGGCCACCAGCUAAAAAUGUAGGCUUUUAGAACCCAUGGUUAUGGCAAUGCAGAACAUAUUUUAUAACUGAUAAUAUGUAUAAAAUUUGAAGAUAAAAAUGCAGUUUGCAAAAUAAUAAUUAAAUUUAGAUAACAUUAACUUUUUUAUCUGAAUUGAAUAUAUUGUCCAUUCGGGUCCGAAGGAAUUAGUGUCGAAGCUUCAGGCAAAUAUUAGCUAUAAGUUUGUUAGUGUAAGUGAAUUUUCUUAUACAUAAAAAUAUUUUUACCAUAGAAAAAAAUACAAAAUGUGUAAAUCAAAUGGUUUAA
Molecule: messenger RNA, 1353 nt
Organism: Anastrepha ludens (Mexican fruit fly)
Lineage: Eukaryota; Metazoa; Arthropoda; Insecta; Diptera; Tephritidae
Gene: Fib
Product: rRNA 2'-O-methyltransferase fibrillarin
Exons: 4
Coding region: 133-1077 (314 amino acids)
Biological process (GO): rRNA methylation; box C/D sno(s)RNA 3'-end processing
Cellular component (GO): small-subunit processome; box C/D methylation guide snoRNP complex; nucleolus
Molecular function (GO): rRNA methyltransferase activity; histone H2AQ104 methyltransferase activity; RNA binding
Source: RefSeq, a predicted model, not a curated record